This is a messenger RNA of Hemicordylus capensis (graceful crag lizard), 1820 nucleotides long. RefSeq names its product lysophosphatidic acid receptor 4 (gene LPAR4). The coding region runs from base 521 to 1570 and encodes 349 amino acids. The transcript is spliced from 2 exons. Gene Ontology annotation, molecular function: lysophosphatidic acid receptor activity. The record is from RefSeq and is a predicted model, not a curated record. NCBI's taxonomy places the organism in Eukaryota, Metazoa, Chordata, Lepidosauria, Squamata, Cordylidae. Gene Ontology annotation, cellular component: membrane. Gene Ontology annotation, biological process: phospholipase C-activating G protein-coupled receptor signaling pathway; positive regulation of Rho protein signal transduction.
GCGAGCUUCUCCCGGCCGCCCCGCCUCCCCCCUGCACACACCGCUCCAGCCCCGAGACUGAUUGCGGAGCGCGCGGCGGGACGGCAGCGCUCCGGAUCGCCGCCCAGCGCCUCGGAUUCGGGACAAAGGACCGGGGCUCCGCCGCGCUCAGCCUCCGGCCCGGGAAGGAUGGCGACCCGGCCGCGUUAGGAAGCUGCAGGCAGCAGCAAGUCGCAGCAGGCGGAUUUUGAUUUCGUUUUUCUCUGCUCAAGUGGCCCCCUCAGACAAAAUGGAUCGAGCCUCUGCUUUGCCUGCCUGGGGGAAUCGGAUUGCUCGGCCCCGUUAGGUGGCUGGCUGGCUGCAGCAGGGCGAGGAGAAGAAGCCCACCCUGGAAGGCUGCUGCUUUCUCGGGACAGCGCCCAUCAUGGCCGCAGAUUUCCAAGUCGUAUCACUGGAAUGUGUUCCUUAAGGAGAACCACACGUCUUGAUUUUCAUUGCAUGGAUUCCACUGUGCAGGGCUUUGCAGAGUGGUGGAGCUGGAAUGGGAAACCACAGCCACAACCACACCUGCGAAACGGAUGAUUCCUUCAAAUACAACCUCUACGGUGCCGUCUACAGCGUGGUGUUCAUCCUGGGCUUGAUCACCAACUGCGUCUCUCUGUUUGUCUUCUGCUUCCGCAUCAAAAUGCGGAGUGAGACGUCCAUCUUCAUGACCAACCUGGCCAUCUCGGACUUACUCUUUGUGUUCACUCUCCCUUUCAAGAUAUUCUACAACUUCAACAAGCACUGGCCCUUCGGAGAUCCUCUCUGCAGGAUUUCCGGGACAGCUUUCCUGACCAACAUCUACGGGAGCAUGUUGUUCCUCACCUGCAUCAGCGUGGACCGCUUCCUUGCGAUCGUCUACCCGUUUCGGUCUCGUACUGUUAGGACAAGACGAAAUUCGGCCAUCGUGUGUGUCGGGGUAUGGGCCCUGGUCCUCAGUGGAGGGAUCCCGGCGUCCUUGAUUUCCACCACAAACUCCUAUAACAAUAGCAUAACAUGCUUUGAAGGCUUCUCUAAAAGCAUAUGGAAAACCUAUUUGUCCAAGAUCACAGUAUUUAUUGAAGUCUUUGGCUUCAUUAUCCCCCUGACACUCAACCUGACAUGUUCAUUGUUGGUUCUGAGGACUCUCCGGAAACCUGCCACCCUCUCCCAAAUUGGCACCAACAAGGAGAGAGUCCUCAAGAUGAUCGUCGUGCAUUUAACCAUCUUCGUUGUCUGUUUUGUGCCCUACAAUUCCAUCCUCUUCUUAUAUGCUCUUGUCCGUUCACAGGCUAUUGCCAACUGCUCUCUGGAGAAAUUUGCAAAGACAUUGUAUCCGAUUACAUUGUGCAUUGCUACGCUCAACUGUUGCUUUGACCCUUUUGUCUAUUACUUCACAUCAGAGUCAUUCCAGAAAUCGUUCUAUAUCAGCCCCCACAUCAAAACUGAUUCCAUUUUUAAGACUGAAAGCCCUCUAACGAAGGCUCUCCCACCAGCAAUACAGGAAGAGAUAAGUGACCAAGCUGUUGUUACGAAUGGGAGGGAGCUGAUGUCUGAGUCAAACUUUUGAUAUGGAAGCUCUCUGCACUAGCAGUGUCUUGGGGUGUGGAUUUUAGCAUGCUCCUCGUCUGUCUUCAAGGAGGACACCCAUUUCAAAGCAUGAAAGGUGGGAAACACACACAAAACGUUCCACACACACAGAGGCAGAUGUUCUUUCUGCCUUCUGAUAACAAGUCACCAUCAUCAUAUUAAUUCAAAUAACUUUGCCCAAAUGUAUGUCUGCUUUUGAAGCUAUGAAAUAAUAAAAAUAUUUCAUCUUU